Molecule: messenger RNA, 2071 nt
Organism: Owenia fusiformis
Lineage: Eukaryota; Metazoa; Annelida; Polychaeta; Sabellida; Oweniidae
Source: the annotation of a GenBank genome assembly
UAAAAUUUGAAUUGAAAACCAUUUCAUGAGAAAAUAUGCUAAUGUUUCUUUCUAUUUCAGAUACCAACUGUAGAAUUUUCCAAACCGGAAGGCUAGACGUUUUGUUUGCAUCAGUAAAAAGACAUUAUGGCAUGGUCAGUUGAAGAGGAAACUUCGUUACUGCGAUACCAACCGAGAUCUGUAGUAUCUUCUAAAAGACUAAAAUAUCUCUCAUGUAUGUAAAUGAUAAUCGUUUACAACUGGUAGCUAGUCCGUAGUUUUCCACUAUGUAUACUAGCAAUGGAUAGAAACAGAAAUGAUGUCUGAUAGAAGUUUAAAGUAAAAGAAAACCCAGGAUCUUUCUUCAUCCCAGCGAAACGCAUGUAGUACAAUUCAAUGCAAUCAUAUUCAAGAGGAAAUAGAAAUGGAGUACUUUUCAGUAUAUCUUUGGCCUUGAAUGUAAACUUAAACUCAUCAAAAGGUGUUAGAUAAAACUCUCCCUGAGUUACUUAAGUAAAAAACAUUGGAGUAUGUUCCGGUAUUAUCCGAAUGGUUAUGAUUUAUGUGGAUUGCCAAUUAGUAUCAUGGAUAAUAUAACUGGUCAUCGCCCAGACAAUGACAGCGUUACAGCUCAUACUAGUGCCGUAAGAGCAAUCUUUGCAAGUGAUGAGUAUAAAACAGCUGACGCUAUAUAUGUCUACUUCACUCCCAUCAUUAUAGUUGCUGGACUUAUUGGGAACACGCUGUCGUUUCUCGUGAUGACACGACCAAGAAACAGAAGAAACUCAACGUCAGUGUAUAUGUCAGGGUUAGCCGUAAUAGAUAAUCUCCAAAUCUUAGCUCUAGCUUCACAUUGGAUUGUGAAGUGUUUGAUGCCAGAUACACUCACUGAUUCAUUCUGUAAGGUAUUUGCCUACAUGGUUGGUACAUUUGGUGAAUGUUCAAUUUGGAUAGUAGUGGCAAUGACGAUGGACAGAUUCACAGCCGUCUGGUAUCCACUCCGCGCUCAUGCGUGGUGUACCGCAACGAGAGCUAAACGGGUUCUUGCCAUCCUAUGUCCAGUGCUUGCAGUGAGGGCAAUACACGUUUACUUUGUUGGCUAUCUGGCUAUAGACAUCGUCACGGGAACGAAGAUGGACUGCAGCGUGUAUGACCCAACUCAGACUUAUAAUAUAUACGUCUCGCUUAUCUGCCCCUGGGUUGACACCAUCUUGGAAUCAAUUGCCCCAUUUAUCCUACUCAUUAUAUUCAAUGCGCUCAUUAUAAAAGCCGUGCAGAAACACCAAGUCCAACAGAAGGAAUUGGGAUCAUGUAUGAGAACUUCAACGUCGUCUGGUCCGGGACUAGGAAGCUCGUUGUCAAUUAGUUCCACAGGAAUGUUGGCACACAAUCGGGCAGCUAAACGCAUAAGGAAAUUUUUCUCAAAGAAUUCCCAAGAUGGACAACUUACUCGGAUGCUAUUGUCCGUCUCAUUUACAUUACUUCUCUUGACGCUACCUCUUAACAUAAUCAUCAUGGUGAAUGCCUUCAUGAGUCACAUAGAGCUUGAACCCGCCACCUUCUAUCUCAUCUAUUCCAUCGCCAACAGACUAUGGUUCACAAACAAUGCUGUUAACUUCUAUUUGUACAUCUUCGGAGGUCAAAAAUUCCGCAAAGAUCUCAUAAGGCUAUUAACCUGCAAGCCUGUCAUCCAGGACCAUAUCCGUGGACUUUUUCACCGUGAUGUUCACUCGGAUGGAUUUGUCACAGUUCAUAACAGUGAUUUGGAGCGUGAACUUGCUAUGACAAGGAGGAGGUUGCAACUGUCAUGCGGUAGUCAGCAGAACAGUUUUGGAUGCAUUACACCUUCCCCUAUUCAAAGACAUAUCACUGCAUCGAAUGGACACCUACUUUGCAACGCAGAAUCACCCAUUCAUAGUGAUCACUCUGAUGACAUUAUAAACGCGCGUUUUUAGAUGUAUUAGAUGUAUUUUCUUGUAUCUCAAGAAAUGUGUAACACCCUAUAUGUUGAGAUUGUGAUCGGUAUCCAGUAAUAUUCACAGUUUAUAUAUGUGUAGAUCUAUGAUACCUAAUAAAAAGGAAUGUGUGUAAA